Molecule: messenger RNA, 2229 nt
Organism: Talaromyces rugulosus
Lineage: Eukaryota; Fungi; Ascomycota; Eurotiomycetes; Eurotiales; Trichocomaceae
Exons: 6
Coding region: 1-2229 (742 amino acids)
Biological process (GO): iron ion transport; intracellular iron ion homeostasis; copper ion import
Cellular component (GO): plasma membrane
Molecular function (GO): ferric-chelate reductase activity
Source: RefSeq, a predicted model, not a curated record
AUGGAACAAACGAGCUCCAAAAUCAUGGCUCGACACGGAAACUCAGGACAUGAAAAGGGGUCGGAACGUACAAUAGAUAUACUCCUUGUCUAUGUGCCCAUCAUAUCUCUGACCGGUCUGGUUCUGGCCCUGUUCAUCUACCGUCUCUGGACCGAUCUAUUAAAGCGUCAACGAUUGCACCUUGCCCUGCACUAUCCAUGCCAAAGCCCGCUCAGUCAACCAAGCUAUAUCAAAGCCAAACUGAACCAACACCUGAUCUACGCCCCACUGUUUCAGCGAAGACAUAACCGCGAGUUUCGCAUUUGCCAGGGACGCAUCCAUAUGGGAACGAUGCCUACCCGACUCGAAACACUCUUAAUUUUUGGCUAUAUUGCACUGAAUGUUGUCUUUUGUGUGGUCGCGAUUAAAUGGUCUCACGGACUCGCUGCAUCUUUGCAUACUUUGACCAAAACGACGGGGACUUUGGCUGUCGUUAAUCUGGUUCCGUUGGUGAUUACUGCUGGGCGAAAUAAUCCGUUCAUUUCUCUUCUUCGAAUCCCAUUCGACACAUUCAAUCUCAUGCAUCGCUGGCUCGGGAGGAUGAUUGUGGUACAAGCCGUGGCUCAUUCACUGGCUGCGAUAGUUAAUAUGGGACACCGAAAAGGAUGGCAAAUGAUACCGCAUACUUUAUUCAAUGUGCCAUUUUUUAUUUUUGGAUUCAUGGCUUCUGUCGCAUUCGUUGUCAUAUUCUUCCAUUCGCUGCCUCCUUUCAGACAUGCUUUCUACGAAUUCUUUCUUCAUUCGCAUAUUGUCUUGGUGAUUGUCUCUUUUGUGGGACUAUGGAAUCAUCUGCAGCAUUUUGUACACCGAUGGAUCUUCCUCGCGGCCUUGAUAGCCUGGGGAAUCGAUAGAGUAUACCGACUCGUCACAGUGAUAUGGAAAAACUGCGGUAGCCGUCUAACCAAAGCCACCAUUCAACUCCUUCCAGGUGACGUCGCCCGCGUCGAUGUAUCUACCGUGCGUCCCGGAAAGUUCAACGCAGGACAGUACAUGUUCCUUUAUAUUCCGGCUUUGGGCUUGUGGACAUCUCACCCCUUUUCUGCGGCAUGGAUGUCAGUCAGCCGGCCCAGAUCGUUCUAUUCAGAAAAGAGCGGCAACUCUGUCAGGACUCUUGUCGGCGGCGGGAAAUCGGAAAGGACGACGGUAUCUUUCCUGAUUCGGAAGAAAGACGGCUUUACUAAGAAGAUGAUGCGGUCGAUUGCAAAUGGGCGGCGACUGAACGUCAUGGCUUUGGCUGAGGGUCCGUAUGGAGGAGCACAUUCCUAUGAUUCCUAUGGAACUACUCUUUUGAUUGCCGGCGGCAUAGGCAUCACGCAUCCAAUCUCACAUCUCCGCGAACUCGUGAAUGGAUUCGUGAACCGGUCUGUGGCCACUCGUCGAAUCACGCUAUUGUGGGUUGUUCGCAGCGUCGAUCACCUGCAAUGGGUCCAGCCCUGGAUGAAUUACAUCCUAAACCACCCGGCCCUUCAAGGCGCAGUCACUUUUUCCAGCAAAAAUGCCGACCCACGCACUUCUUUCUAUGUUGAUGACGAUGCCUAUUUCCAGCAGACACUUUCCCUGUCAAUCCACGUGCAUCUCACAAGUUACUAUAGCGAUAGCGAUACAAGUUUGCCCGGGGUCGACGGACCACCACCGCCGCUGCCGCAAUCGUCGAGCCAUUGCUCAUCCCUCGUGAGCGAAGAUCUAGAUGCCACCACCGAUUUCGAUCCUAUUGAUGCCUCGGUAUACUCUGAUCAUAUGAACCUUCCGUCUCAUUUCUCGCUGUCGUCACUGUCUUCGUCGGUUCGGUACUCGUAUCCUUCUUCGUCUGACCAGAUGGCAAAAUACGCUUCAUCGUUUACGUCUUACAACUACAGCAACCCCACCAGCAAGAAAAACGACACCUACAACAAUUAUAUUAAUCAUAAUCAUAAUCAUAAUAAUAAUAACAACAAUCAAUACAAACACUACACCCACACAAAAUCCAUCCGAAACCAAGACUGGACUCAACUCGACACUGCACCCAUCACCAUCAGUCUCGGAAAACCACUCUUUCGCCAACUGCUCGAACGCGAAAUGGCUCAGCAGGUCGGAGCCAUGGCAGUCAGUGUUUGUGGACCUGGUGGUAUGAGCGAUGAGGUUCGAAAGGCUGUGAGGGAUGUGCAGGGACGGAAAGCGGUGGAUUUUUUUGAGGAGAGUUUUUCGUGGUGA